AUGGAUGUGAAUUCACUCAUGCCAAAGGGUGCAACAUAUUCUGGAUUGCUUGUUUUUCUCUCCAUAAAUUGCCCUUCAUUUUAUGAGAAUGCCUUGUUUUGUUCUUCAGAAGAAGAGAUCGAAUCGAUCAAGAGAUGUGGAUUCGUUCACAAGGAAGGGCUUUAUGCGAUUUUCGAUGGUCACUCCGGUCGUGAAGCUGCAGAAUAUUUGCAAUCACAUCUGUUUGAUAACAUCUUGAGUGAGCCUGAUUACCAGGCAAAUCCGAAACGUGCAAUCAAGAGGGCAAGAUGUAAGGUUACUGAUAAUGAGAUUUUGGAUGGAGUAGUGGCUGAAUUCAUAAUUUUGGGGAGUGAUGGCUUGCGGAAGGCUUAUGAUUGCAUCGCCGAUUUGGACAAUGCUGAAGAAGCAGCAAAGAAGUUGAUUGAAGAGGCAUUAGCCAGGGGAAGCAUGGAUGAUAUCUCUUGCAUAGUUGCAGCUUUUCUCUAA
This is a messenger RNA of Dovyalis caffra, 486 nucleotides long. NCBI's taxonomy places the organism in Eukaryota, Viridiplantae, Streptophyta, Magnoliopsida, Malpighiales, Salicaceae. The record is from the annotation of a GenBank genome assembly.